This is a messenger RNA of Magallana angulata, 2018 nucleotides long. RefSeq lists its product as uncharacterized. Bases 182 to 1930 code for a protein of 582 amino acids. The record is from RefSeq and is a predicted model, not a curated record. The transcript is spliced from 3 exons. Gene Ontology annotation, molecular function: zinc ion binding. Lineage: Eukaryota; Metazoa; Mollusca; Bivalvia; Ostreida; Ostreidae.
CGAUUUUUCCGGGUAUGAGUUGCCUCCCUGUACCGUCAAUCGACGUCACCCGAAGCCAAAAAACCAAAGGCCUCGGUAGUCUCGUCAAGAAAGCAAAUCUUCAGUUAUGCCGUUUUAGAGAUGAUAAAGAUAGGAUAGUCCAUAUUUGCAAACUGCAUUAUUAUUUCUACAAGACUUAGAGAUGUAUGCUGCUAGAGUUUGCAAGGAUUGUGGGGCGGACUGCGUCUUCUUCUGCGAGACAUGUGGGAAGGACCUGUGUUCUGUCCAUAAGGGCGUACACAUGGUAGACCUGGACAAUGCCAAUCACUUUGUUAUCCUCUACAGGGAAAGGAAUGGAUACUUUAUCAAGGACGAAUAUUGUGAGAAACACCCAGAGUUGGCGUGCAAGUUGUGGUGCGACACUUGUGAUGAGCCCUUUUGCGAUGAGUGUUGGAAGGAAAAGAAAAAAGAUCAUGAGAUGCAUGCUAUGAUGGAAGUAUUUGAAGCUUAUAAGAAAUAUAAAGAGGAGUUCAAGCCAAAGAUUGCACAGCUCCGAUCAGAGGUGUUGCCGUACAACCGGGCCAUAUUGGCUGGAAUUGAGCCAGAUAUUCCUGAAUGCGAGGCGCAAAUUGCAGAAUUGAAAGAGAAAAUGAGAGAUAAGGCAGAGAGGCUGAAGAAGUAUAUUGAUAAAUGUGUAAAGAAGAAAUGUCCUAAGCGACUCAAGAGACUGGAAAAUAAGAUUAUUGGUCAACUAAACCAGCAAUGCAUAGAUUUGCAAGAGCACAUUGAUUACCUGAGAGAGCUGGUCUACAGAUAUGAGCAUUCUGCCAAUAAACCUGCAGAAUUCUUGCUUUUUCUGAAGGACCACCCCCUAGACAAAGUACCCGACAUUCCCGAGAGCUGUAAAGAGCUUCCAGAGAUGACCUUCAACACAGAAGUAACGAAAGAAGACGUACUCAAAUUACUCGGGGAAAUCACAGUUGAGGAGACUGGAAUCCGAAAGCCAGAAUACAGAUUCACGCUGGAACGUUUGAGGGUGGUUAAACAUUUGAAGACGGUUCCUGUCACUGGUGUAAAAUCUGCAUGCCAUAUGUCCUGUAAAUCAGCCACAGAGUUUUGGAUCAGUGAUAAAGUAAAUCUUGUACUGAUUGACCAGACAGGAAAAAAGCUGUCUGAUGUUAAAGAUAAGCUUGAUAAAGAAUGUGGGGUCCAUGCCGUCACCAAGGAUGGAGAUCUCAUCUACAUUGACAAGAAAUCCAAUAUUAGAAAAUUGUUGAAAGACAAGAAAGAUAAGCCAUCAACUCUGAUCAAUAGUAAGGAAAGUUGGGAGACCCUGAGUGUCUUCUGCUCUUUUGAAAGCGACGACAUUUUGGUUGGAAUGAUAAUCCAUAACAUUAACCGGGCUAUGGUGGUCCGUUACAGCAGCGACGGAAAGGAGAAGCACUUCAUCGAGUGCGAACACUAUACCACCCCUCUGUUUGUCACUGAAAACCAUAAUCAGGAUGUGGUGGUCUCCAAUCACGAUCGGAACAGCAGCUCGGUAGUGGUAACCAAUGGUGGAGGAGAGUACCGCUUUUCUUUCAAUGGCCCUCCAAAAGAACCAGGAUUCAAACCAAGAAGUAUAUGCGUGGAUGGAUUGUCUAACAUCCUGGUAUAUGAUGAUAACUCCAAGUCCAUAGUGAUGAUUGAUGUAGAUGGCCAUUACUUGGAAAUUUUCCAGGUGCAGCAAAAUUUGAUCCAGUCACCUAGAUGUGUCAGUUACAGCAUUGACAACCACACAGUCUUUGUUUAUUCAUCCUCCAACAGCCACGUGGUUGUUAGUCGCCACAUUAACAGACAGGAGUACCUGGGAAAGCCCACAAUAGAUCCCGAUGCUGAUAAAAAGAAAAAGAAGAAGAAAAAGAAGAAGAAGAAAGAGGAAACUAAAGAAAAGAAAAAGGAAGAUGCUUAACAGAAGGAGAGGUUAAAGGUGAAAGGUCAAACAGCUUCACUAGAUUAAGAAGGAUCGGGGUUUGGACUUAAUUAUGAAUAUAUGGAGA